CGUAUUUUCUAGGAAGGAAGGAACACAGCUGCGCCGACCGAGACGACCUGUCCCUGACCACCGCCAGUCACUGCGUGCCACUGACAAAACAGGUUUCCCAGUCCUGUGCUCUCCCUUGUCACACACCCUACCUCUAACCGUGUCAACAGCAAGAAGAUUGCACUCUUGAAAUAUUAGCCUAUUUAUGUUCUCUCCCCGUUGAGGCAGAUAGUCUUUCUGGUUUUACUGCUGAAGUGUAGACUGGGAGGGAUGUGACUUGACGGGCCCGUCUAGAAUGGAACGACACUGUUUGGGUUUCGCCUGGCUUACGUCAGUGGCUGCCUUCUCUUCAUGGCGAGUGAUACUGGUUUUUCUAUUCAAGGUAGUAAAGUUUCAUUUUAAAACCAAUUCCAGUGAAAUUCAAGUGUUAAGUUAUAAUACUGACGAUGCCAGAUAUGUCAAAAAAUACCUGAAGUUGAGAAAUUGUUUAGGUAGUGUGAAAAAGACUGAAUUUGGGGGAAUGUGGCCUUAAGCAAAAAAGGUCACGGACAGCCUCAGAAUUUGCAGAUGGCCAUGCGUUCGCGGCAGUAACAGAAUGACUCUAAGCCUCCAAGUAUUGCACAGAAAUUCGUUGACAGAAAGCAGAGACUUCUUCGCCAUAGUGUGUGUGGACCCCUGAACAUGACCGAGGGCAUGUAAAUGAUGCAUUUCUCAACAGAUACCUACAGAGACCGCUAACGCAAGGACCAGAAAAGCUCUCAGACCCGAGCCAUCCCCAAAUGCCUUGCAAUUCAUCUCAAAGUUGAUAUUAAAUUCCUACCAUCCUGACAGAUGGUAUCUGUUCCUCUGGAGUUAUAUUUCUUUUGCCUGAGUUGGCCAACUGAUACUCGUAUCCAGGUCAUAAAUAAAAUAAGGUAAUAGCCAAUACAAUAUUAAAAUAUAACUGGAUUUUCACGUAGAAUGCCUGAUCAAAGGAGAACUUUGUCAGACGCACCAACUAGAGAAAGUGGUGGAGCAGGUUUUUGAACCUCUGGACUAACUGCAGUUGACUAGGAAAGACUUGCCACGACCAGAUUCCCGGGCUGGGCUCAUAGCACACAUAACUCUUCAUGAUUCAGGAGAUAAGAAAAUAGCAGAUCUGGGGCUGCUGCUAUCUGGUGAUGGACCCAGAAGCGACGCCAGUCUAUUUGGAUUAUUUCGAGGCUACAAGCGACAAUCCUGAUGUCGAGGCCGCCCACUCGCACAGUCCUUACACGUCUGUCUUCCUUCCCAUCUUCUACACGGCCGUGUUCGUGGCCGGAGUGCUGGGGAACCUCGUGCUCAUCGCUGCCCUGCACUUCAAGCGGGGCAGCCGAAGACUGAUUGACAUCUUCAUCACCAACCUGGCGGUGUCGGACUUCGUCUUCCUUGUCACGUUGCCCCUGUGGGUGGAUAAGGAAGCAUCCUUCGGGCUGUGGAGGACAGGCGCCUUCCUGUGCAAAGGCAGCUCCUACACCAUCUCCGUGAACAUGCACUGCAGCGUCUUCCUGCUCACCUGCAUGAGCCUCGACCGCUACCUGGCCAUCGUGCGGCCCGCCACGUCCAGGAAGCUCCGGCGGAGAGACUGCGCGCACGCCGCCUGCGCCCUUGUGUGGCUGGCCUCCUGCCUGCUGGCCUUGCCCACCGUCCUGUCCAGGGAACUCACCCUGAUCGAAGAAAAGCCAUACUGUGCAGAGAAGAGGGCCACUUCCACGAAACUGACCUGGGCCCUGGUGGCCCUAGUUUUGACCUUCUUUGUCCCCCUGGUGAGCAUUGUCACCUGCUACUGUUGCAUCGUGAGGAAGCUGUGUGCCCAUUACCAGCAGUCGGGAAAGCACAACAAAAAGCUGAGGAAAUCCAUAAAGAUCAUCUUCAUUGUCGUGGCGGCCUUUGUGCUCUCCUGGCUGCCCUUCAAUACUUUCAAGCUCCUGGCCAUCGUGUCUGGCUUGCAGCAGGAAGUCUACUUUUCCUCAGCUUUUCUCCAGCUGGGCAUGGAGGUGAGUGGGCCUUUGGCGUUUGCCAACAGCUGUGUCAACCCUGUCAUUUACUAUGUCUUUGACAGCUACAUCCGUCGGGCCAUCGUGCGCUGCCUGUGCCCUUGCGUCAAGAACUAUGACUUUGGGAGCAGCAGUGAGACAUUAGACAGUCACCUCACUAAGGCUCUCUCCAACUUCAUUCACGUAGAGGAUUUUACCAGAAGGAGGAAGAGGUCUGUGUCACUCUAGCUGACUGUGACAAUUUAAGCUCUGUUGGUGGAUUGGACAGUUAAUUCGUAUCGGCAACAAAGAAAGGGGGAAGUAUUGCUGAUGCUACUCAUGUUGCCUGGUAAACACAGGGAAGGGUUCAUUUUUAAAGCAAUGACUGAAAAGCCCUGCGUUCAUGGAUAUAAUUGGAUCAUAUGCUGGUUUGGGGUUUUUGUUUGUUUGGGGUUUUUUUUAGAGCGGCCUUCUUUGACUCUCGUCAAUCGUAAAAUACACGUAAAAUACGACUCCUAGGGUCCUUGAGUUCUGGCCGAAAACUCCUUUCUUCACAAUUGCCUGUGCACAUUCAGGCCUUUUCCUCUCCCAAGAACCAUGGUACCUUGAUCCACUCCACCCUUCACAUCAGGCUCCUAUUGGACUACAUCUGAAAGAUUCUCCCGAUUUUCAUCUGAUGAGAAUUGUGGUGACAACGCAGGUAGCAAAAACUGUACCUGUGGCCUGUAGUGAAUUGUUACUGAGUAACAAAGUAAG
This is a messenger RNA of Nyctereutes procyonoides (raccoon dog), 2729 nucleotides long. RefSeq names its product G protein-coupled receptor 15 (gene GPR15). Gene Ontology annotation, biological process: G protein-coupled receptor signaling pathway; immune response. The record is from RefSeq and is a predicted model, not a curated record. NCBI's taxonomy places the organism in Eukaryota, Metazoa, Chordata, Mammalia, Carnivora, Canidae. The coding region runs from base 1140 to 2222 and encodes 360 amino acids. Gene Ontology annotation, molecular function: G protein-coupled receptor activity. Gene Ontology annotation, cellular component: membrane. The transcript is spliced from 3 exons.